Zasmidium cellare ATCC 36951 is the source of this 3114-nucleotide messenger RNA. RefSeq names its product glycoside hydrolase family 2 protein. The coding region runs from base 1 to 3114 and encodes 1037 amino acids. NCBI's taxonomy places the organism in Eukaryota, Fungi, Ascomycota, Dothideomycetes, Mycosphaerellales, Mycosphaerellaceae. Gene Ontology annotation, molecular function: carbohydrate binding; beta-galactosidase activity. The transcript has 5 exons. The record is from RefSeq and is a predicted model, not a curated record. Gene Ontology annotation, cellular component: beta-galactosidase complex. Gene Ontology annotation, biological process: lactose catabolic process.
AUGGGUGACGUUGCCACCGAAGGCAAGCGGCCUGACUGGGCAAACCUCAAGGUCCUCCACAGUAACACUCUGGAGCCACGCUCGCAUUUCUACCUGUACAAUUCAGAAGCCGAUGCCCUCUCCCGGGACAUCAGCAAGGCCAAGGCACAUUCUCUGUCUGGCAAAUGGAAGUUCCAUCUCUCCAAGAGCCCAUUCGAAGCACCAGAUGGAUUCCACGCCACAGGCUUCGACAGCUCGAAAUGGAGCGAUAUCGAAGUGCCGGGCAUGUGGCAAAUGCAAGGCUUUGGACGAGGACCUCACUAUACCAACGUCCAGUUUCCGUUCGUCGUGGAUCCUCCGAACCCGCCCUAUGUGGAGAAUGAAUGCGGAUCGUACAUCACCCAUUUUCGAGUGCCUGAGCAUCUCCAUGACCAUCAAUUGAGACUUAGAUUCGAGGGCGUGGACUCUGGCUUCCACGUAUAUAUCAACGGAGAUGAGAUUGGCUACUCACAGGUUGCACGGAACCCAUCAGAGUUCGACGUGACCAGCUAUUUGAAGCAGGGACAGGACAACCUUCUGGCCGUCCGAGUAUACCAAUUUACGGAUGGCUCGUAUAUUGAGGAUCAAGAUCAAUGGUGGCUAUCUGGAAUCUUUAGAGAUGUCUUUCUCCUGGGCUUUCCAAAGAAGUCUCGCUUCGAGGACUUGUCUGUCCAGACUCUCUUGGAUGAAAAGUAUGAGAAUGCCACUCUCAAAGUAUCUGCGAGCAUCUAUGGCUCGGCAGAGGUGAGGCUGAGGCUUCUUGAUGCGUCUGGUGCCGAGAUUGCGAAGUCAUCGCAGACUUCUUCAUCGCAAGAGGUCGACGAUGUCAACUUCUCGAUCCCGGUCGACAAUCCGCACAAGUGGACAGCAGAAACUCCGUACCUAUACAAACUGGUGCUGUCAUUAGGCGAGGACCAAUUCGUGUCCCACCGCGUUGGAUUCCGUGUGGUAGAGUUGAAGGACGGUCUCAUUAAAGUCAAUGGACAGAGGGUAGUGUUUAAAGGCGCUAACCGACAUGAGCAUCACCCACUCUCAGGACGAACAGUGCCGUACGAGUUUAUGAAAGCAGAUUUGUUGUUGAUGAAGACACACAACCUCAACUCUCUUCGGACCUGCCAUCAGCCCAGCGACCCUCGCCUUUAUGAUCUCGCAGAUGAACUAGGAUUAUACGUGAUGGAUGAAGCAGAUCUCGAGUGUCACGGCUUCGAAACGAUUGCCGAUGCAGCAUUGCCUCCUGACGAGCAAUCUUUGCCAUUCUUCGAGAGACAGAAGUUGACGAGGACCAAAGCAGCACAGUGGACAUCUAACAACCCUGAUUGGAAGGAUGCGUACGUUGACCGGGCCAAGCAGCUCGUCCACCGAGACAAGUUGCACCCAUCAGUAGUUCUUUGGAGCUUGGGGAAUGAAGCAUUCCACGUCAAGGGUGGGAACCACACUGCCAUGAGAAACUGGAUCAAAGACUAUGAUUCCUCUAGACCGAUUCACUAUGAGCCAGAUUUGACCGCGGAAGACAUGGACAUGCAUUCUCGAAUGUACCCAAAUGUCUCUGAAAUCAUCGAGUUUGGAAAGGACUCAUCGAAGAAGAAGCCUUUGGUGCUCUGCGAGUACAUUCAUGCGAUGGGCACUGGACCUGGAAAUAUCAAGGAAUAUGUUGAUGCUUUCUACCAGUACGAGAAGCUUCAAGGAGGCUGGCUGUGGGAGUGGGCGAACCACGGACUACUCACCAAGACCAAAGACGGCAAACCCUUCUAUGGCUAUGGCGGUGACUUUGGUGACGUUCCAAAUGAUUACAACUUCGUGAUGGACGGCGUUCUCAACUCAGAUCACUCACCUCGGAGUGCUCUGAUAGAGUACAAGAAAGCUGUGGAGCCAGUUCAGGUCGUGUCCAGCUCCACAAGAUCUGUCAAGAUCAUCAACAGACUCGACUUUGAGACGUUGGACUACCUCCAAUGCUUCGCGACUGUGGUCACUGAAGAUGGCUCAAAGGACUUAGGCCAAGUCAAUAUUCCUGCGAACAUUCAGCCUGGAACAAUAGCCGAUAUUGAGCUGCCUAGCGUGGCUUCCGAUGCCACAAAGGAGACGCUUGUGGACCUCAGCUUCAAAUUGAAAGACGAUACACUCUGGGCGGCAAGCGGCCAUGAAGUUGCCCUUCUUCAGAUACCAAUUACUUUGCCUGCCAAAGUUGAAUUGGCGGAAUCAGCUGACAAGCCGUCACUGAAAGCGAAGAGCGUUGGCACAAUUCUUUCGAUCGAGGGCGAAAAUGUGCAGUGGGAACUGGACACUGUGCGAGGACAUCUGAGCUCGUGGAAGAAGAGUGGCAAAGCAAUCAUCUCUCAACCUCUCGAGCCCAACUUCUACAGAGCCUUGACUGACAAUGAUGCUCCUCGCGAUGGACGCGAUUGGAAAGACCGAGUUCUGCAUCUUGCGAAGACUGAAACACGGAGUGUGGAAUUGCACGACCACGAGGAUCAAGUUACUAUUGUCAUCCACCAGAGAUUCGCUCCCCCUGUGUUGUCUUGGAGCAUAAACCUGGUGACCAAGUACAAAUUCACAUCAUCAGGGGCCGUUUCGAUCAAUGUGAAGGGCACACCGCAAGGUCAGAACCUACCGAAGACCUUGCCAAGAAUCGGAGUGACAUUCGGUCUGCCGCAGGAGUUUCAGCAGAUCAAGUGGUUUGGUCGAGGACCCGGUGAGAGCUACAAGGAUAUGAAGCUCUCUCAGCGUGUGGCCAAGCAUUUCGUGUCGAACGUCGACCGCCUCUGGGCCAACCCUGACUUCCCUCAAGAGUGCUCGAACCGCACGGACACGCGCUGGCUGAAGAUUUCGUCGCCACACACCCAGCUCAAAGCCCAGUUUGUGAAAUCUCCCGAGUCCAACGAUAGGCACCUAUUCGAUUUCAUGGCCAGCCACUACGAUGUUCAAGACAUCGACAAGGCUCAACACCCGUAUGAGCUUGAGGAGAAGAAGCAGCAGGAUGUCAUCCUGAGGCUUGAUGCUGAUCACCAUGGACUGGGGACUGGGUCGUGCGGCCCGAAGACUCUGGAGGAGUAUGCGCUCAAGACCGAGCCUUUCGAGUUCACGAUCCUAUUGCAGUGA